This is a messenger RNA of Aethalodelphis obliquidens (Pacific white-sided dolphin), 1952 nucleotides long. It is a transcript of the gene TBC1D19, whose product is annotated as TBC1 domain family member 19. The coding region runs from base 115 to 1509 and encodes 464 amino acids. The transcript has 18 exons. Lineage: Eukaryota; Metazoa; Chordata; Mammalia; Artiodactyla; Delphinidae. The record is from RefSeq and is a predicted model, not a curated record.
UGCGUAAUAAGGUCCCCGAGAAGUGUCACUGGCCCUGAUUGGGACCCCGUACGUAGCCGGUUCUCUCCCCGGUAGUGGCCUGCCCCCGCUGCUUGGCGGGCUAGGACAGGGGAAAUGUUGCAGGAGGAGUCGGAUCUCGCUCUCAUUAUUGCCCAGAUAGUCCAAAAGCUCAAGGGCUCCAAUUUGUACGCUCAGUUGGAACGGCAGGCCUGGGCCAGUCUUCAGAGACCUGAGAUUAAACUUGAAUCACUAAAAGAAGAUAUUAAGGAAUUCUUUAAAAUAUCAGGUUGGGAGAAGAAACUUCAGAAUGCUGUGUACAGUGAACUGAGUGUGUUUCCUUUACCCAGUCAUCCUGCUGCACCUCCUGAACAUCUUAAAGAACCUUUGGUAUACAUGAGGAAAGCACAGGUUUUAAUUAAUCUUCGCAACCCAAAUUAUGAAAAUGGUGAUUCUCAUAGUUUCAGGACUCAUUUGGGUUUAAUCCAAGUUCCUCUCAAAGUAAAAGACAUCCCUGAAUUGAAAGAAUUCUUUGUGGAACUUGGCUUAACUGCAGGGCAACUUGGUAUAGAUGACUCUACACAAGUGCCUCCUGAACUUUUUGAAAAUGAGCAUGUACGUAUUGGGCAAAAAGUUCUAUCAGAACAAGAUAGUGCUGCUGCUCAACAGUAUAUCAGACAAGGAAGUCCCACAGCACUGAGAGCUGAAUUAUGGGCUCUCAUUUUGAAUAUUUCCAGCCAACCUGAGGAUAUCUUGUAUUAUGAGCAGCUUAAGACUAAUGUGAUACAACAUGACCUUUUGGUGGACAGUUUAAUUUAUAAAGAUGUGAAAUUGACAGCAAGCAAUGAUGAUUAUUAUUUUGUAUUUGAAGAUUACUUAUAUCAGGUAUUACUUUGUUUCUCCCGAGAUACAUCUGUGUUGGGUCACUUUGCAUACAACAGUGCUUCACCACCGAAAUCAUACAUAAGAGGAAAACUAGGACUAGAAGAAUAUGCUGUCUUUUAUCCACCAAAUGGUGUAAUCCCUUUUCAUGGAUUUUCAAUGUAUGUUGCACCACUUUGUUUUCUGUACCAUGAACCUUCCAAAUUGUAUCAGAUAUUCCGUGAGAUGUAUGUGCGUUUUUUCUUCAGACUUCAUUCUAUCUCUUCUCAUCCUUCUGGUAUCGUGUCACUCUGUCUGCUGUUUGAAACUCUUCUUCAAACUUAUCUCCCCCAACUCUUUUAUCAUCUACGAGAAAUUGGGGCUCAACCACUUCGCAUAUCGUUUAAAUGGAUGGUUCGAGCUUUCUCUGGAUACUUAGCUACAGAUCAACUCUUGCUUUUGUGGGAUAGAAUCCUAGGGUACAACUCUCUGGAAAUUCUUGCUGUCCUGGCAGCUGCUGUGUUUGCUUUCCGAGCAGUGAACCUGAUGGAGGUGACAUCACUGGCUGCAGCUGAAGCAGUUCUUGCUGACCUUUCUACUUUAAAAGUUAUGCCUCUUCUUCAAAUUUUUCUGUUUGCUACUGUCACCUGAUCUUCUCCAAGGUCACUGACAACACAUCUAGUUUUUCAUUAGAAAGUAAUCAUGAACUAUGCAAACUCUGCAUAAAACCAAAAUUAAACUUUGCAUAUAAGCCAAUAAAGAUCAUGUUCCUCCUCAGUUAAACCUAAGUAGUUUUUCACUUUUUGAAACAAUAACUCUGCACACCACGUAUUGCACUGCAUGCUGCUGAUUUUCAAGAGAGAAGCAGUAGAUAUAACUUCUGCUAAAUUGAGCAUACAUAGCAUAGAUAACCCUGGCUUGUAAAAGGCAUGUAACAAUAUAUGCAAUAAGAACUAAAGAUACUGUAAUAAACUUGAAUAGGUAAUGUAGCCUCUGGGACAGUUCUCUUAUGUCAGUUUGUAAAUUUAUCUCUAGAUAAUGAAUCAUUUUGUCUUAUAAAUUGCAUUUCACUCAAAGCCAGGGGUGGGGUAGGA